Corylus avellana is the source of this 874-nucleotide messenger RNA. The record is from RefSeq and is a predicted model, not a curated record. Lineage: Eukaryota; Viridiplantae; Streptophyta; Magnoliopsida; Fagales; Betulaceae.
GAUGAAACCCACGUGAGUACUGGUGUGGAGACGACCAUAAGAUCGAACCAUCCCCGCAUUGAUAAGCUUCAACAACUUGUGCGCAGCGACUCUACUGGUGGUUGGGAUGCAAGUUGGGAGAAAGGUGUGACCCCAUGGGAUCUAGGACAACCAACACCUGUUAUUUUACAUCUUCAUCAAACAGGAGCUCUUCCCAAGGGCAGGGCUUUAAUCCCAGGAUGUGGCAGUGGUUAUGACAUAGUAGCAAUUGCAUGCCCUGAGCGCUAUGUUGUUGGAUUGGACAUAUCAGACAUUGCCAUUAAGAAAGCACUGGAGUUGUCUUCCUCAUCAGUGAAUGCAAGUUAUUUUACCUUCUUGAAGGCAGACUUUUUCGCUUGGACUCCAACUGAAUUGUUUGAUCUUGUUCUAGAUUAUACGUUCUUUUGUGCCAUUGAACCAGACAUGAGGUUAGCAUGGGCACAGCGAAUUCAUGAUGUUUUAAAACCUGGUGGAGAGCUCAUAACGCUAAUGUUUCCAAUCAGUGAUCAUGUUGGUGGACCUCCUUACAAAGUUUCAGUUUCAGAUUAUGAAGAGGUAUUGCAUCCCAUGGGGUUUAAGGCAGUAUCCAUUGUGGAUAAUGAAAUGGCUAUUGAACCUCGCAAGGGAAGAGAGAAGCUUGGAAGGUGGAACAGAUCCGUAGGCCAAUCCUCUCUAUGAUAAAGAUGGGCAUAUUGUUUGAAGGGCAGCAAUUGGGACAAUGAAAUCAAUCGUAUAGUUUUUUAUUCUUUUUAUGAAUUGGAUCAAAUGUUGCUCUGCCAAAUCAUUAUAUAUGUUAUUCAAUGUACAUCUACAGAGUUAACAAACUUGAAUAUAUUUUUAGUUUAUUGAUUGAGAG